Galendromus occidentalis (western predatory mite) is the source of this 661-nucleotide messenger RNA. RefSeq lists its product as uncharacterized. Gene Ontology annotation, molecular function: RNA binding. The record is from RefSeq and is a predicted model, not a curated record. Gene Ontology annotation, cellular component: mitochondrial ribosome; mitochondrion; nucleoplasm. The coding region runs from base 124 to 525 and encodes 133 amino acids. NCBI's taxonomy places the organism in Eukaryota, Metazoa, Arthropoda, Arachnida, Mesostigmata, Phytoseiidae. Gene Ontology annotation, biological process: mitochondrial translation. The transcript is spliced from 3 exons.
GCCCGAUCUCCGGAAGGCUCGCAUCCAACUGUGUCACGGAAACUGUUUUCGUUCUCUAGAGAGAUCGCGACACGCGCACUGAAUUGAUUAACUGUGGAAUAUUCUCGGAUCUGAGGCUGGACAAUGAGAGCAACAGAUCCGUUGAACGUCCAGAAGACUGAUGUCGACUAUGCUCAGAUGAGUUUUCCGAAUAACAAGCCGAUAAAGUUCCGCGAGGUAGCCCCAAUGCAACUCAGGGAUAGAGUAUCCUUGAAACGUCUGAGAGACACAGAGAGAGCUUGUCUGGCUGAGAUGAUGACGCUCUUCACAUGUCUCGCUAAAAAGGAUUUCGAGACGUCCGGAUGCCCUAAAGAAAUCGCUGCAUUAAAUACUUGCUAUAAGGACAUUCGAGACGAAUCGAUGGCGAAAAAACAGAGAGCUCUCCAACAAGCUCCGGUCUCAUCGAUUCGUGAGCUGACAUCCCACCAAGCCAAUGCUCUCCUCAAGAAGUUCCCCCUGCGGCACCUCAUGAAAAAAGUCAGAUAAUUAGGGCGCUACUCUCAUGCGUAGAAUACCAUAAGUACAUGCCGUUAUCCGAUUGCAACAGCGGAUCGAAUGUUUGAAUUAAUGAAUGGAGUAUACAAGAAGUAUAUGCCUUUGAACAUGGUGAGGUUUUGUGUUC